AUGGCACCUACAUCAACAUCGCUUUCCGCCGGCACGCCGGAGACCAAUGCUUCCAAGCAGGCCAAGAACCUGCCGUACAUCCCAAAUCCGGUCAAGGAGGCGCUGGCGAGGAACGAGCUCACGUACGCAUUCACUGUAAAGCUGCUGCGCUCGAUCGAGGCGGUGCAGAUCGCGCAGACGGCCGGGUACAACAGCAUCCUGAUCGACCUUGAGCAUGCGCCCUUGACGCUCGAGCAGACGGGGCAGAUGUGCCUGGCGGCGCUCGCACGCGACAUGUGCCCCAUUGUUCGCAUCCCGCAGCUCGAGAGGCACUGGAUCUCGCGCACGCUCGACAUUGGCGCCCUGGGCAUCUUGGUUCCUCACAUCAAGACGGUGGAGGAAGUGCGUCGGGUGGUCUCGUACUCGCGCUUCCAGCCCAUCGGUGAGCGCUCUGCUGUUGCUGGCCUGCCCCACCUGCGCUACAAGAGCUACCCGGUCGCUGAAGCCAACAAGGCAUGCAACGAGGCGACACUGGUGAUUGUCAUGAUCGAGACGCUCGAGGCGUUGGAGAUCGUCGAGGAGAUCGCCCAGGUUCCUGGCGUCGACCAGCUGCUCAUUGGCACCAACGACCUGACCGCAGAGAUGGGCAUCCCCGGCCAGUACGACAAUCCUCGCCUGACCGAGGCGUACCAGAGGGUCAUCAACGCUGCCCAGGCCAACGGCCUCUCGGUGGGCAUUGGCGGUCUGGCGUCAAGAUCGGACCUGGUCGCCAAGUUCGCCCGCAUGGGAGCCCGCUUUGUCAUGGCUGCCACCGACCAGCCUCUGCUCAGCGCUGCUGCCGCCAAGAACGCCGCCGAGAUGAAGCAGCUUGGCGAGAGCCUGACUCUGUAG
This is a messenger RNA of Sporisorium graminicola, 870 nucleotides long. RefSeq lists its product as uncharacterized. The transcript has 2 exons. Gene Ontology annotation, molecular function: aldehyde-lyase activity. The coding region runs from base 1 to 870 and encodes 289 amino acids. The record is from RefSeq and is a predicted model, not a curated record. Gene Ontology annotation, cellular component: cytoplasm. NCBI's taxonomy places the organism in Eukaryota, Fungi, Basidiomycota, Ustilaginomycetes, Ustilaginales, Ustilaginaceae.